This is a messenger RNA of Phaeoacremonium minimum UCRPA7, 1827 nucleotides long. Its product is annotated as putative cell wall protein sed1 protein. Bases 1 to 1827 code for a protein of 608 amino acids. The record is from RefSeq and is a predicted model, not a curated record. Lineage: Eukaryota; Fungi; Ascomycota; Sordariomycetes; Togniniales; Togniniaceae. The transcript has 2 exons.
AUGCGCGCCGUCUAUGCAGGAUUGGGCGCCCUCGCCCUCGCGACCGUCCAGGCCUGGGAGUACCCCUACUGCGAGCACGAUGGCUGCUAUCGCAACCUAAUUGAUUCUCGCUAUGAGCAGGAGGCCAAUGAGUUCUGCCCUGAGUUUCUCUCUGGCACCACCACUGGCGCCGCCGCCGUUCCCACGGAUUUUGGCGGCUGCCCCGAUGUCACUGCCCUAUCCUCCGCCUGCUCAUGCAUCACCUAUGCCCUGACAGCCAGCAGCUCAUCGUCCGUGGUCGUGUCAACCACCAGCUCUUACCCAGUUCAGACUACCACGUCUGUGGUUCCUACUACCAGCUCUUAUCCUGUUGAGACAUCCUCCAGUGUCCCGGUCUCGAGCAGCAGCAGCGUCUAUGAGACCACUUCCACCUCUACUGAGGAUUGUGAGACCAGCACAAGCGUGUCUGUCCCUCCCACCACCACAUCCUCUGAGGACUGCGAGGAGAGCAGCACCUCCAGCUACCCUGUCUCAACCACCACGAGCAGUGUCGAGACAACUCCCUACCCAGAGAGCUCUACCUCGUCUACCUCGUCCACUGAGAUCAGCUCGACCUAUCCCGUCUCUUCCAGCAGCGUUGAGACGACACCUUGCCCGGAAUCAUCCACUUCUUCCGUUGUGCCAAGCUCCAGCUAUCCCGUGACCACAAGCAGCGUGGAGACCACUCCCUGCCCCGAGAGCUCAACUACUUCCGUUGUCGAGUCCUCGUCCAGCUACCCUGUCUCCUCCUCCAGCAGCGUUGAGACAACUCCGUGCCCCGAGAGCUCGACGUCCUCAACUGCGGUCAGCUCCACCUACCCGGUGUCUUCUAGCAGCGUCGAGACUACCUCAAGCUACCCUGUCGAGACCACCCCUUGCCCUGAAAGCUCGACAUCCUCGACUGUUGUUAGCUCCACCUACCCAGUCUCUUCUAGCAGCGUUGAGACUACCCCAUGCCCUGAGAGCUCAACAUCCUCAACCGCUGUCAGCUCCACCUACCCUGUGUCUUCCAGCAGCGUCGAGACAACUCCUUAUCCGGAGAGCUCCAGCUCAGUUGAGACUACAUCUUGGACCACCUCAACUGUCUACACCACCACCGUCCGCACUGUGACUUCUUGUGCCCCUGAGGUCACUAACUGCCCCAACAAGCCGCACACCACCACUGAGACAAUUGCCGUCUCUACCACCGUGUGUCCGGUGACUGAGACUACCCCAAUCGUCACCAAGACCUCGGUCAUCUCUCAACCGUCCCAGUCUCAGCCGGCGACAUCGUACACCACCAGCACCGUGUACACGACAACUGUUCGGACCGUCACCUCUUGCGCCCCCGAGGUCACCAACUGCCCGAACAAGCCUCACACCACCACCGAGACUGUGGCUGUCUCCACCACCAUCUGCCCUGUCACCAGCGAGGUUCCCCACAGCUUCACCACCUACUACCAGCCCAGCUCUUCUCCUCAGCCUCCUGUUGAGAGUGAGACCUCCCCCGCCCCGGUCCCUGAGACUACCACCCCUGUUGAGACUGAGACAUCUCCGGCUCCGGUUCCCGAGACCUCCACCCCUGUCGAGACCGAGACAUACCCUGCCUCUCAGCCCGAGGCCUCUCAGCCAGCUACCACUUACCCUCAGCAGCCUCAGACCACCAUCAGCACUGUGGCUGCUACCACCCCGGUUGGCUCUACCUCUGUCCCCGUUGAGUCUCCCAGCGCCACCACGACCGGUCCUGUCCAGGUCACCAACGCCGCCGUCCGCCUUGGCUCCGGCGUCGAGUUUGCUGCCGCCGCCAUGGUGGUUGUUGCUCUUCUCUAA